Triticum turgidum subsp. durum (durum wheat) is the source of this 2316-nucleotide messenger RNA. Lineage: Eukaryota; Viridiplantae; Streptophyta; Magnoliopsida; Poales; Poaceae. The record is from the annotation of a GenBank genome assembly.
AUGCGCCGAACUGCCGAAGGAGCCGCAGUUGCUGGAUCGAGUGGAGACGGAGACGCGCGAGCCACCGGCCGGAGUCAACGCACUGAGCACGGUCGACGGCAGCAACAGCAAGUGAUCAACGUGAGUGUGAUGGCAGAACAAAGUUCUCGUAUUUCGCAUUCAGACACCUCCCCUUACAACGCUUCAAACUUGGAGAAGGACAGUCAUGAUGGGCAACAGCUCCCCGACCAGCAGCAGAAGGAGACGACCGAGGCUGAGAAGAAUACAGAAAAUGCCAAGAAAAGGAAGGAAAUGGCUCCACGGUCGGAAGUUUGGAAUCAUUUUAGCAAGGAAGUAAAUGCCACGACAGCAACAUGCAACUAUUGCAAAAGUGAGCUUGCUUGUGGUUCUAAAAGGAAUGGUACAUCAUCCUUGUUGAAGCAUUUGACAACCUGCAAGAGAAAUCCUCAUAGCAACAAGGAUGACAAGCAACCAACUCUACAAGCUACUCCGAAUCAGGGGGAUGCUAGUAAGUGUUCACUCACUACCUGGAGAUUUGAUCAGGAUAAGCUUAGAGAUGCUUUGGCUGAAAUGGUAAUUGUGGAUGAGCUUCCGUUUGCAUUUGUUGAGAAGCCAGGAUUUAGAAGGUUUGUGGCAAAGGCUUGUCCUCGUUUCAAUGUCCCAUCCAGGAGGACGGUUACUAGAGAUUGUGUCCGCAUUCAUUAUAGGGAGAAAGUCAAGCUAAAGAAAUUCUUCAAAGAAUCUUGUGAAAGAGUUUGUGUAACUACCGACACAUGGACAUCUUCCCAAAAGCAGAAUUUUAUGUGUGUGACAGCCCAUUUUAUUGACAAUGACUGGGUUCUGCAUAAGUGGAUCAUUGGGUUUUUCUUGGUGAGGGGUCAUAAGGGGGAAGACAUUGGGAAGGACCUGGAGAAGUGUUUGGUUGAGUGGGGCAUAGAUAAGGUGUUUUCAGUAACAGUUGACAAUGCCUCACCAAAUGAUGGAGCAGUAAGCUACAUAAAGAGGAUCAUGAACAGUGCCAAUGCAAGCAUAGGGAGAGGAGAAUAUAUGCACAUGAGAUGUGCUGCUCACAUUCUGAACUUGAUAGUUACCGAUGGGCUAAAAGAGUUGGAUAUCUCGGUGAAGCGAGUCCGUGCUGCAGUCAAGUUUGUUAAGAAUUCUCCAGCUAGAAUUACUAAGUUCAAGAAGUGUGCUGAAUUAGAGAAGUUGGCAAAUAAAGGUUUCUUGUCACUUGAUGUAUGCACUAGAUGGAACUCCACAUUCUUAAUGCUGAAAGCUGCAGCCACAUAUGAGAAGGUGUUCGUGAGGUAUGAAGAAGAGGACCCAUACUUUGCAAUUGAGCUAAAUGGCGACAAAAUGCCAGGAGUGCCUCAACCAGAAGAUUGGGAUAAUGCUUCAAAGAUGGCAGAGUUUCUUGAGCAUUUCUAUAAGCUUACCCUUCGUGUUUCAGCCUCAAAUCAUUGCACAUCUCACAUCUUCUUCCAUCAAAUUGCUGAUAUCAUUGUCUUGCUGAGGGCUUGGUGUGGAAGUGGAGACCCUUUGCGGAGAGAGAUGGGAGAAAGGAUGCUGGACAAGUACAACAAGUAUUGGGCAGAUCACAAGAGCUUCAACAUCUUGAUCUUUGUGGCUGUUGCUCUUGAUCCAAGAUACAAGUUGUCAAAUUACAUCAAGAUUGCAACUUUUGAAAUGUUUGGGCAGAUCAAUGGAGAGGAAGUGUGGACAAAAAUGAAUACAACUCUUACAAAUCUGUUCCAAGAGUAUUUUAAGUUAUAUGGUCCAACUGAGCAAGAAGUGCAGCCUGAUGAUGCACCUAGCUUUGAAGAGGACAGCAGCGAAAGCUUGAUGAGUUCCUUGAUUGCAAAGAGAAUGAGAAUGAAUGACUGUGGAAUCAGCAUUAGCCCUUCGAAGUCUGAACUUGAAAAGUAUCUUACAGAGGAUAAUGAAGCAAACAGCAGCAAAUUCAACAUUCUUGAGUGGUGGAAGGUCAACUCAUCUAGAUUCCCUGUGCUAUCACGUUUAGCUCGUGAUGUCCUAGCUUUCCCGAUAUCUACAGUCGCAUCAGAGUCAGCUUUUAGCACCGGUGGACGCAUUCUUGAUGAGUUCCGAAGCUCGCUCACUCCAUUCAUGGUGCAGGCACUAAUUUGUACUCAGGAUUGGUUGCGAAGAGAAAUUCCUGUUAACAAUGAAGAGAAUGAAGAGCUACUUGCCAACCUAGAGGAUGCGAUACUUCAAGAAUUGUCUGAUCUGAGCGUUGCUAAUGCUAAGUCCGGUACAAGUGCUGGUGUCCACAUCACCAUUGAUGACAUCGAAUCAUAA